AUGAAUGGUGUUACCGUGGUCAACACUUGUCUGUCCAGAUGGUCGAAAGGAGGUGAAUCGGAAUGUCGGGCAUUCCUUAUUCCACUUCACUCCACCCCUCCGAAUCCAAACGUUCUCGACGACAUCUUGACAGCCUACCAGGCUCUUCUUUUCUCGACUCUAUCGUCUUGGACUAGUAGAGGAAGUUUGUCCCCCGAGUCUUUCGUUGCUUUUGUCCAGUCUAUGCUCAACAGUCUCCCUUCCUCUUCUUCGUCGUCAACAACUACUUCAUCCAAUACUGCCCUUUUUAAAGAGCAAGUGGUUGAUCUCAUAUGGACCGUUGACACCGAAUUGGAUGAAAUCGUGGCUGACGCGAAGGCGACCAUAGCAAAAAGUGGCGUCCAAGACUCACCAGGAGACAAGCCUGCCGCGCUGUUAAAGGCGAAGAAAGCCAAGCAGGAUGCCGAAGCUGAUAAAGAUAGGAUAAUUUCUAUUGUUAAACAGUUCAUGAACGUUGGCAUUAUCUCACCUGCGAUCGCUCGAGAAAGAUUGGAUUCCUCAAUUUUGUCUAAUGUCGGGAUAUUUGCAGACAAAUCAACAUUGGACAAAAGAGAUAUUCGAACUCGGACAGGAUUAUUCUUCAAGCAGAACAAGUUCAAUCUUCUCCGGGAGCAGUCUGAGGGAUACAGCAAGCUUACUACAGAACUUACAAGUAACCUUGGCCCCGCGCAUUCGUCCUCUACCGGUCGACCAACCGAAACUUGGUCUGCUAUCGAAGAACGCGCACGACCGGUCUGGGAAAAGAUCACCAGUCUUAUUGGCUACUUUGAUCUGGAUCCUAUACGCGCGUUGGAUAUCAUAUUAGACGUUCUGAGCACCCACCUCGCAACUCAUUACACCUUCUUCAUCGCCUUGCUCUCAUUUUCCCCUUGGGCUGGCUCUUAUCGAAAACGCACUAGAGAGGCACCCAUGUCUGUAGACGAGUCAGAAAGCCGGUACAAAGGCAAGACCCUUCACCAAGUCCUCUCAUUAGCCGAUCCAAGGUUUAAUUCCGAGACACCUCCGGCGGAUCAGAAACCAUCUGUGCUAGCCCAAGUUUUAGGUUUCAAAUUCGUCUACUACAGCGGUCCCGAUGUUUCUGAACAGACACCCAGAAAUUUAUAUCUGACAGCAGCUCUCCUAAUACGCGAAAAAUUUAUUGUGCUGGAAGACUUGUAUCCUCAUCUGUCUCUGCCUGAUGCAGACAUGGAGCAGUCGCACGAGGCGUAUCUGGCUGACAUCAAGUCCAGAAUAGCUGCCGCCAAAAUUAGCCAGUUAGCAAUGGCUGCUCCGUUGGAGUCUACAACGUCUUCGUCCAAAGCCAAGGCUUCGACUCCCGCAGAACAGAAACAUGAGAACGAAUUCAAAGAUCGAUACACCCAGAAAAGUGGCAUGAUUGCGGCUCUAUUGGCCGUAGGUGCCAUCAAACCUGCGCUUUGGCUUCUGUCCAAAUUCCCUUGGAUGGUAGAUGCACAGCCUGAAAUAGCUGAUCUCAUGAUUCGUAUCAUGAAAUUAUCUAUCCAACCACUCUAUGAUUCUGUCUUGGUCACCAAGGAACGCAAUCCGAGUUUCUUACAGCCCAGGGCUCGCUAUGGAACAACAGGUGUUACGCAGCCACCACCAAGAAAACAAGUGCUGACUCUGUGGGCUCCCACACCGCCAUGUACAUCCACGACAGAAUUUGUUUUCUUCUUUCCAGACUGGUCCGAGCAGGUUCCCAUAUGCUCUACGCCGGAUGAUCUGGUGGAUGUUAUCGAGCCGCUGAUGCGUUUCAUUGGAUUGCACGUUUCUCGUGAUACGAUUUUCCUGACCAAGUUCCUAAGGCUUGGUAGGACUCAGUUACAGACUACGGUUGAAGUAGAUCCCGUCACCAAGAAGCCGCUAGGAGAGCCUGACCCCGAAAAUCCUAUACGCGUAUUUUGGUUCAGGGUGUUGCGUAUGUAUCUUCUACCGGCCCUUACACUUAUUCGCGGGAAUGCGGUUUGCACCGUUGAAGUUUGGAACAUCAUUCGGCAGUACGAAACGACAGCGCGAUGGCGUUUGUAUGGGGAGUGGAAAUCUCACAUAUACGAUUCCCAUCCGGAACUUGGUGUACGUCGGGUUGAAGCCGAUAGGGAGUCGAAGGGGAUACUACGACGCCUUUCGCAUAAUACCAUCGAUUCACUGUCUGGUACGGUGGCGAAGCUUGCGCACUCCAACCCGUGCAUCUUUUUUAUCAACGCGGUGAAUCAAAUCAUGGCCUAUGACAACCUGGCCAGCGUCGUUAUCCAGGCUCUGCGAUUCGUGACUAAUAUGGGUUUCGACGUGUUGGUUUUCAUUAUCCUCGACGCUCUAUCAAAUCAAAGGAAAGAGCGUGUUAAGGACGAUGGUGUCAACACCAGCGAUUGGCUACAAAGUUUGGCCUCAUUUACCGGAAUGUUGUUCAGACGUUACAGUGCUGACCUUACUCCUGUCUUGAAGUAUAUCGUACAUCAACUUCAAAACGGGAUGACUUCAGAGAUCGUGGUCCUUCGAGAGCUGAUAUGGAAGAUGGCGGGCGUCGAACCGUUACCUAGCUUGUCUGACUCCCAGAUAGCCGCUAUGGCAGGCGGCCCGGCGUUGCGUAUAGAAGCCAUUGCAUCGGCCACCCGUGGUGCAAGGCUUGACCCUGCUGAAGCUAGUUUGAAGGGACCGUCUAGGCUUGGCAAGACUUUGGUGGAUUCCGGCUUAGCUCUCCCGCUUUUGAUACAGGUAGCUCAGCAGCGGCAGUCGUCGAUCUACAAGGCUCCCGAUGCGCACCUGAAAUCACUAGCCAGUUUGUAUGAUACGACGCAUGGUGUACUGCUUCAGUAUCUGGAGCUUUUGACAUCACCAUCUGUUGUACCAGCUGAAGACUACGCAAACAAGAUAAUACCCCCCAUCAGAGAACUAGGCGAGAAGUACGGGAUCUGUGCCCCGAUAUGCAUGCAGAUUCUCAGACCUGUGCUUCAUGAUGCACUGUUGAAAACGGCAUUAGCUAAAGAUGAACAAAACCGUCUUGCUAGUGAGGAAGCCGAGAAACGGCUGAAGGCUGCUCUCACGGCGAAGCGCGAACCGUCGGCAGCAAUCUCUCGGGUUGCAUCACCAGCUGUGGUUUCAACCAACCCUUCUGAGGUGAAUGACGAACCCAAAGCGGAAUCUAGCAAUGAUGACGUUGCCAUGGAAGUUGAACCAGCAGCUGCAUCUGUAGCACCUGAGAGCCCAUGGGUUCCCGAACUGGCCGCAUUAUUCGAUGACGUGAAGCGUAUCGCCCCUGAACGUGCUAUCAAUACCAUUGGACCUGGUUUCUAUUUGACAUUUUGGCAACUCUCUACUUAUGACUUGUCGCCGCCUAUGACUAAAUACGACGAAGAAGGAGCUGCACUGCGAGCCCUCAGUCGUCAGGAGGAUUCCAGAUAUGUGGCUGCAGAUCGUUCCGCGGACCGCCAGAAACGUCUGACAGCAGCAGCCCACCGCUCGAAACGAGAUCGAUACAACCAGCUAGUAAACACUUUGAACCGGGAGCUGAAGCAACAGAUCAUAUCUAGAGAAUACACUCAGAAGCGUCUGGCUCAAGAAAAACAGUACUGGUUCGCUCACUUGUCAAGCAAACGAAAUCUUGCUCUCGUGGAAGCAAUGCUAGAACACUGCAUUUACCCACGCUGCUUGUUGUCCCCCAUGGAUGCUGAUUAUACGGCUCAAAUGAUUAGGCUUUUGCAUACCCAAGGCACCCCAGGGUUCCAAACAAUUGUUUGCUAUAACCUGCUACUCAGUGAUGACGUCAAGGUUGUCCUCUUCUCUUGCAGUGAAUACGAAGCGCGUAAUUAUGGUCGGUUCCUUCACGCUAUCUUGACGGACCUUUACAAGUGGCACUCUGAUGAGCAAGCAUGGUUAUCGGAUAAUCGGUCGACAGUGAAAGGAAAGACUGUGAUUCAUCCGGGCUUUCAGAAUCGUCCUGGUCAAACUGGCCAUAUAUCGCAUCUGGAGUUCCAAAAGUUAUUAAGAAAAUGGCAUAUGAAGCUGGUCGGGGCCUUCAUCGACUCCAUAGAAACCGGAGAAUUCAUGCAUGUGUACAACGCCAUCCUUGUUCUGAAGGAGAUUCUACCGGUAUUUCCUCUAUCGACAGUUGCUACUCACGGCGGUGUGAAGCUGAACCACGCCAUGGAGAAAUUCCUUGAAAACGAGAAGCGUGGAGACUUGAUGAUUCUUGGCCGAGCUUAUGCCGCGACUUUGAAGAAAAGAGAACCAUUUUGGACGCCACCUAAGGUGCCGCCUGGCAAGGCACCUUCAAACAAUGCCGCUCCAGAAAAACCUCGAAGUGCUGUACCCCCGACCGGUCCGAGUGCUCAGUCAACAGUCAAUGGAGAAAUAAGACGCUCUACUUCUCAAGCCGCGUCGACGCCCUCUGCUCCACGAGCCCACGCCAGCAAUGGUGCAACGGAAAAGUCAGCAAGUAACUCAACGUCAACCAAACUGACAAUGGAGCACGAUAAACGACCUCCUGUUGUCCGGCGAGUAGCACGCGACUCUGGCAAUGAAUCCCCUCGGCCUUCUGUUGUUGAUACUCAUGGCAAACCGGGUGCGCAAACCGGCCGCGCCACACCUACAGGGCCCGCACCGUCCAAAGAAGAUACAAUGCUUUCCCGACGUUCUCAGCCACCAUCACGACACGACAGCCCCGUUGUUGCUGCCACUGAUCUCCCACUUCCUGCUCGCCCUGAACCUCCUCAGUCUCCUCGAAGCCAUCGUGCAGGAGAUGAUAAAAUCAACAAACCCGAUACUCAGCCUACCAUGCCGCCUCCAUCUGUGCCUAGCCAAACUCCUUCUGCCCAAGAACUCAGAGAGACCGCGAAACAGUCUAUCCUUCGGUCAGAAAAAACUGCCGAUGAUAGAAACGUCAGACCCGCAGUUGAAUCUCGAAGUCGUAAUGGAUCAGCGGCACCGUCUCCCCGCCAUCGUUCUAUCUCUCCGCCUAGUGGGCCAGGUACGCGAAAUUCUAGCGCUGAUAGCCGGACAAGCAGGACCCGUUCUGACAGAAGGCCUGCUGACGGUGAUGAGAAAAAGGUCGACAGAGAAAGCCGUGAAACACGGGAACCGGCCCCUCCUACCCGUCGCGACAGCAUUACGCAUACUCGUAGUGAACGAGCCGGUCGGGAGCGUACUUCGACACGUGAGAGUGACAAAGAUGGAGAGAGAGAGAAAGAUCGUGACCGUGACAGAGACAGAGGGCGUGAUAGACAUGAGAGAGAGCGCGACAAGGACCGGGACAGAGACAGGGGAGAUAGGGAGAGGGAGAGAGAUAGAGACCGCGAUCGUGAUAGGGAAAGAGACCGAGAUCGUCAUCGGAGAGGUGGAGAUGACAAGGAACGUGACCGUGAAAGGAAGGAGCGUGACGGCCAUAAUCGUGGUCCCAGUGCCACCGUUCCUGCUCCUUCAGAAACAACACGACCGGGUCGAAGUCAAAACGAUGACAGUCUUGGGAAACGGAGGAGGGGUGAAGAGGAGGCUGAGCGAACGCUGAAGCGUGGGUCACGUAAGGAGGGUCACGACCGAACGAGACGUACUGAAAAGGAAGGUCGUGAAUACGAAAGGCGGAGAAGAGAUCGGGAACCGUCCGACGCUGAUGGCCGCGGUGCUACUGGUAGUGCAGACAAAGGUGGUGACAAACGACCUCCGCCUGAGGCACCAUCAUCUCUAACGAAAGUUCUACCUCCAUCCACACCUUCGGCACCCAGGGCAAUGCACACGACUCCGAACUCAGAUCCUCCCAGGAAACCUGAAACCAACACAGGACGUGAUCGUCAUCGUGAUCAUCAUAACUCUCCCCCUCCACGUAACUUUCAAAGUUCUAGUACAAGUAAUGCGGUGGUGCCUUCCGAGAAUGCGACACAAAACAUAGGGGGGAGCUUACGAGAUCGCAUAGGUGACAAGGGUUCUACGGCUGUUUCCCCCUCGUACUCGGGCAGACCUGAGCGGGACGAGGAUGAUCGUGAUGGUAGAAAGCGGACGAUAUCAGGUCAGCGUUCUAGACGAUUCGUGUACCUCGCGCUAACGUAUAAUUGA
Desarmillaria tabescens is the source of this 6078-nucleotide messenger RNA. RefSeq names its product transcription factor/nuclear export subunit protein 2-domain-containing protein. Gene Ontology annotation, biological process: mRNA processing; mRNA export from nucleus. NCBI's taxonomy places the organism in Eukaryota, Fungi, Basidiomycota, Agaricomycetes, Agaricales, Physalacriaceae. Bases 1 to 6078 code for a protein of 2025 amino acids. Gene Ontology annotation, molecular function: mRNA binding. The transcript is spliced from 22 exons. Gene Ontology annotation, cellular component: THO complex part of transcription export complex. The record is from RefSeq and is a predicted model, not a curated record.